Molecule: messenger RNA, 1287 nt
Organism: Pseudomyrmex gracilis
Lineage: Eukaryota; Metazoa; Arthropoda; Insecta; Hymenoptera; Formicidae
Product: acyl-CoA Delta(11) desaturase-like
Exons: 7
Coding region: 182-1159 (325 amino acids)
Biological process (GO): unsaturated fatty acid biosynthetic process
Cellular component (GO): endoplasmic reticulum membrane
Molecular function (GO): iron ion binding; stearoyl-CoA 9-desaturase activity
Source: RefSeq, a predicted model, not a curated record
GUUUGGCACAGUAGGUGGAGAAAACCGUGCUCGAUACAAUAUAUCAUACGUAUACAACAUAUACAACAUAUUAUAAUUUGCUGUAGUGUAACGAUGAAUACUUUUGUUUGAAUCAGGUUUUAGAAAGAAAUUUUUAGCGCUCGAUUAAGAAUUUUAUAAAUUGUUGUUAAAUCUGUGCAACAUGACAUCAAAAUCUGUAUUGUCCGAAAUAAAAGCUGAAGAGACUAUGAGCGAUUUGGGAAAAGAAUCACCAAAACAAUAUAAAUGGAAUAUUGUGUGGACAAGUGUUAUUAAACAAGUGUACAUUCACGCUAUCGCUCUUUACGGGCUUCUUUGUUUUUCUCUACUACAAUAUUGGACAAUUCUCUGGACUUUUAUCAUUGGUACAGCAUCGCUUAUUGGUUUUACCGCUGGGGCUCAUAGAUUAUGGAGUCAUCGCACUUACAAAGCAAAAUGGCAAUUGCGACUGUUGCUGAUGGGUCUUCAAACCAUUGCUUUUCAAGGUUCGAUUUACGACUGGUCCAGAGAUCAUCGUUCACAUCACAAGUUUACCGACACUGAUGCAGAUCCAUACAACGUCAGCAGAGGAUAUUUCUUUUCUCAUAUAGGUUGGGUUGUACUACGUAAACAUCCAGAUGUUCUAAAAAAAGGUGCUACAGUUUCUUGCAGCGACCUCGAGAAAGAUCCUAUUGUAGUUUUUCAAAGAAAAUACUACCUUUAUCUGGUGUUUGUAUUGGCUUUUAUUAUGCCAACGUUGGUACCUUGGUUGAUAUGGAAUGAAUCUCUAUGGUACUCAGGAGUCGCAUCCGUUAUUAGAAUUUGUAUUACCCUCCAUGUGGCUUUGUCGGUGAAUUCGGUGGCUCACAGAUGGGGAAUGAGACCAUACGACAAUUCUAUCAGUUCUGUCGAAAACGCAGUUAUUUCUGUUCUGGCGUGCGGCGAAGGCUGGCACAAUUAUCAUCACGUUUUUCCUUGGGAUUACAAAACGGCUGAAUUUGGAAGUUAUGCAAUGAAUAUUACUACAGCUUUUAUUGAUUUCUUCGCCCUUAUAGGAUGGGUUUAUGAUCGGAAGACCGCACCUGCUGACAUGGUGAAAAAACAUGUUCUUCGAAAUACUAAAGAAAAUAUUGAUAAAAACACCAUCAAGCAGAUCGACUAGAAAUCAGAUAUUUGAGUUUGAAAAAGUCUUUCUUAAUAUAAGAAACACUGCAAUAACAUCAUUUAUUUGUUUAACAAUUUGAUAUACUUGAAAUAGUUUAUAUUUAUUAUUUUUAACAUUUAAUGCUU